Molecule: messenger RNA, 1473 nt
Organism: Drosophila navojoa
Lineage: Eukaryota; Metazoa; Arthropoda; Insecta; Diptera; Drosophilidae
Gene: Septin4
Product: septin 4
Molecular function (GO): GTP binding
Source: RefSeq, a predicted model, not a curated record
UAAGCAUAAAAUUAAACUCUUCAGUGCCAAGAAAAAGGCAAGGCCCAUUAGAUACUGAAAUAGGCGGCGCAUUUGGAUAUAUACAUACACGACGAGCCAGGCAACGAGCCACAAAUCAACACACACAGCGCCAUGUCAAAGACACCGUCAUUUGAUAAGGAUCGGGACUACAUUGGGUUCGCCACGCUGCCGGAGCAGGUGCAUCGGAAGUCGGUGAAGCGCGGCUUCGAGUUCACGCUGAUGGUUGUGGGCGAAUCGGGCCUGGGCAAGUCGACGCUCAUCAACAGCCUGUUUCUGGGCGAUCUGUACAAGAAUCGGACGGUGCCCAAUGUGGAGGAGCGCAUCGAGAAGACGACACGGAUCGAAAAGAAGACCAUGGACAUCGAGGAGCGGGGCGUGCGCUUGCGCCUAACCGUGGUGGAUACGCCCGGCUUUGGGGAUGCGAUCAACUGCGAGGAUAGCUGGCGCGUCUGCACCCAGUACAUUGACGAACAGUUCCGGCAGUAUUUCACCGACGAGAGCGGCCUGAAUCGCCGCAACAUCCAGGACAAUCGCGUGCAUUGCUGCUUGUACUUUGUGCCGCCCUGGGGGCACAGCCUGCGGCAGAUGGACCUGGACUUGAUACGGCGACUGCAUCGAAAGGUGAACAUUGUGUUGGUGAUUGGCAAGGCGGACUGCCUGAACAAGACGGAGGUGCGCAACCUGAAGGAGCGCAUCCUGCAGGAUCUCGAGGACAAUCACAUACAGCUGUAUCAGUUUCCCGAGUGCGAUUCCGACGAGGACGACGACUUCAAGCAGCAGGACCGCGAGCUCAAGGCGUCCAUACCGUUUGCCGUUGUCGGCAGCAACACCAUACUGGAGGUGGCUGGCAAGAAGGUGCGCGGCCGUCAGUAUCCGUGGGGCGUGGUCAAUGUGGAGGAUGCGGAGCAUAGUGACUUCAUCAAGCUGCGCACCUUCCUCAUAUCGACGCACAUGCAGGACCUCAAGGACACCACACAGGAUGUGCACUACGAGAACUUUCGGGCGCAGUGCAUCUCACAGAUAUCGCAGCAUGCGCUGCGUGAGCGCGGCAAAUUGAAGCGCGACUCGAUCAGCUCAACGAACGGGUUCGAUGCGGCCAUUUCGGAAACGGAUCGCCUGCUGCUGCAGAAGGACGAGGAGAUCCGGCGCAUGCAGGACAUGCUCACGCAAAUGCAGGAGAAGCUCAAGCAGACGCAUCUCAUGGAGAUGAAGAAGAACGACAGCGUCAUCGAUGUCUAAACUUCGCGUGUUCAAUUUUGCACAUUUCAUAUAUAUAUAUAUAUAUAGAUAUAUUUAUAUAAUACUUAUAUAGACUUUCCCUCUAUACAAAAGCAUACACACACACACACACACACAAUCAUUUGCCUCUUCGUGGGCAGCCAACCACCAAAAAUUUACGUUUUUAAGGUAGCCGCAGAGUUUCCAGUUAACCAAAUUUCGUGAAGACAACUU